CUCGAUUGCGCCCUCGCCAUGGCAGUCGCGCCCAUCGCCCGCCUGUGAAAGCAUCGCCCCAUCUGCCCACAGCCUCCGCUCCACCCUGCCCACACAUCCCACCCCGACAAGCAUCGCAGAGCAUGCCUUAGACCCGCAGAGGGCGCGACCAUCACCAGCACACGAUGCCGCCAGACGGCGAGUCCGGGCGGGCUGCGCGCUUUGCCCAUAUUCUUGUGCGGCUGCAGGAGCUGCCCAAUUACGUCUGGGACCCGGAGAUCGAGCCCUUCCAUUCUUCGUACGACAACUGGCAUUUCUUCGGCUACGAAAAGUCGCCCUCGAGGCACGAGCGACCCAUCUCGCGGGGAAGGAGCGGCAUCACCUCGCCAACCGCAUCGCAUUCGCCCGACUCGACGCGCCCGCCCUUCCACCGCAGCCACCGCAGCUCCGGCUCAGAGGCGAGCGCCUCGACGGUGCAAACACACCUCACAAACACCACCGCCAGAGCGCUGGCUCGCGACGGCCGCCCCGUCGUCUGCCGCGUGUCGCCACAAGCCUUGCGCCUAGAGCGCGAGUUCCACCUCUCCAAGCUCGUCGUCAAAGAGUCGGAUCCCGAGUGCAAACACUUUGUCCGUCCAAUUGAAUUUGUUCGCCUGCCCGCAAAGCCUGGCGAGAGCCAGUUGGUCGCCAGCGUCUUCGAGGCCCCCGGCCCAAACUUCCUCCGCGAUCUGGUCAAUUUUGGGCCAAACUGGUACAACUUCCGCACCAACCCCAGCAGUGCCAACAGCAUCGAUACAGUGCGGCCCGAUGCAUUCCCCUCGAGCCAGGGCGUGCCUCUCCUCACCUUCCUCGACUUCGCCGUUGGGUCGGUCGAGUGUCUGGAAAUCUUGCACCAUGGCCAUGAGAUUGUGCACGGGGAAAUCCGUGGCGAUGCCUUCCACUUUGCCGAGUCGGGCGCCGUGAAGAUGAUUAACUUUGGCAGUGGGGCCCGCUCAUUUGAGAAUGGGCUCACAAGCGCCGGCUGGAGUACUUUGUCCAAGGAAACCGGAAUUGAACUAAAGCUGGCCUUCAUAUCUCCCGAACAAACAGGUCGCAUGCCCGCUGAGCCGGAUACGCGGACCGACAUUUACAGCCUUGGCAUCCUCUUCUACACAAUGCUAUGCGGAUACACUCCCUUUGACGGCAAUACCGCACUCGACGUUAUGCAAAAUGUCAUCAGCAAACGAAUCCCCCCUGUUUCUUCAAGACGUCUUGACAUCCCAGAGGCCCUCUCUGAAGUCAUCCAGCGAAUGACACAACGCAACAUCGAAGACAGGUAUCACUCCACCUCGGGACUCAAGUACGACCUCGCCCGCGUACGCGAGUUGCUCUGUGAAGGCGACGUGGAGGGAUUAAAGGCAUUCCAGGUCGGCUCAAAGGACAUUAGCUGCUUUUUCAAUCUCCCAUUGAAGUUGAUUGGGCGCGAAAGAGAGCGAAAGACAAUCGUUGAUGUACUCGAGCGAGUGGCGAAACACCGCCGAAAUGGCGUCAAGAACUUGCACAGCAUGAGUUCAGGCUCGUCCUAUUCAGACCAGCGACUGGACUUGCAGUUUGAUGAUCUCGUUUCAGAGAGUACCAGCUCGAGGGGGUCUGAGAGCAGGCUGAACAGCAUCUCGGCAGACGGACCUGUUUUUAUGGAGGCGGCUCGAUCAAUACAGCAAGGCUCGCAAGAUGGCUUCCCACACUCAGAAAGCUCCACAGCCGAGGGAAGCGUGGACAACCGACCCCAACUGCAGCUCUCUCAUAGAGGGCGAUCUAACAAUAGCAUCGAGAGCUCAUUCAUGCCUUCUCGCUCACAUGAAUCCAAUGAGGGUUUGCGGACUCUGGCAAGUACACGGAAACUGAGGCAUUCAGACGCUAUUCACCCUUUCAACCAAGUAAUAGCCAUUGGCGGGGCCACUGGAUUGGGCAAGUCUCGUUUGGUGCAGAGCAUACAAAGCACAGCACGAAGUACCGGUUACUUUGCAAUGGCCAAAUUUGAUCCUGCCAAGAAGGCGCCGUUCGACCCCAUCCUCAGACUCAUGUCUUCUUUUUUUAGGCAAAUCUUUUCAGAGGCGGACGUCACUACUGAAUUCCAUCAACGAAUACGCCAUUACCUAAGAAAUAGCGGUGUUUGGAUGGUGCUGAGAAGUUACCUUGAUCUGCCCGAGUGGCUCUUGAACACGAGCCAUGCUCCCAAAACCCCCCAGCAAAAGGACCUGGACUUUAUCAAGGAUCGCCGUGCAUCCUCUCCUGCUGUUCAUUGUGGAAGUGCUGGACACACGGCAGAGGCCUGGCUACGAAGUGGAGGCGCUUCGAAAUCGACCCGGUUUAUGAAUGUCUUCAUCGACGUUCUACGACUCCUUGCAAUGCACAAGCUCUGCACUUGGAGUCUGGAAGAUGUCCAAAAUGCCGACACCGAAAGUGCCGAGCUCAUACAUCACAUCGUCCAAGCCAAAAUACCCCUUGUUUUGAUGUUCACGUAUACCGACGAGGAGUCUUUGCCUCGGGAGCUCAGUCCCCUUUUACGAAACGCCACAAAGGUUCAGCUGCUGCCGUUUACCGAAGCUCAAACUGCAGAGUACGUAGCGGAAACUCUGCACCGAGACCAUCAAUACAUACUCCCUUUGGUAGCUGUCAUCCAGGAAAAGUCUCGGGGUAACCUGUUUUACAUACGCGAGAUCCUUGAUACAUGCUAUAGGAAACGAUGUGUCUUCUACGAGUGGCGGGAGAACAAUUGGGUCUUUGACCUGGACAAGGUGUUCGAGGUGUUCGAAAGCCCAGAAUACGGCUCUGCUGUCACGACUGAUUUCAUAUCUCGACGCUUGACUGAGCUACCCUACGAGAGUAGAAAACUUCUUGCGUGGGCCUCCCUGUUGGGUGGCACAUUCUCUUUUGAGCUCCUGAAGAAGCUCUUGAAGCCAACAGACGAGCAACCCGCCGGAGCUAGACUGCCAGUUUUUGAUAAGAAUGAAUGUGCUGUCACGGCUCUCAAUGAGGCGCUCAACGCGUACGUGCUGAUGCCUGCCGAGCAAGACGCUCGAUUUAGGUUCAGUCACGAUAGAUAUAUAGCCGCCGCCGCCAAUGCCUUGGACAAGGAGUGGGAUACCCAACUGAUGCACUUCACCAUCGCCAAAAUGAUCAUUUCGGGAAAGGAGUAUCUGGAUGACACGGAGUCAAGCUCUAAAGCAUUGUACAUGCAGAGUCGCCACAUAUGCCUUGCUGCGGAAUUGAUCAAGUCCAAGGAAUCGAUACGAGCGCCAUUCCGUGACAUGCUUUACCAAGCAGGAGAGACGGCAUGUGAGUCUGGCGCGAGAUCAACAGGCAUCUAUUACUUUGCACACAGCCUCAAGCUAUUGCAAGACGAUCCAUGGGACGAAAGCCAGCCAGAUGUCUCUUAUCAAGAGACACUGCAGUUGUUUGUUCGCUCGGCAGAAUGCUAUUGGCACCAAGGCAUGUAUGAUGAGGCUCUUAGUCUGAUCAAGACUACAUUUCAGCAUGCAAGAGAUCCAUGUGAUAUGGCUGGCUCAUUCAUCCUACAAUCUCGUGUGUUCGCCAUCCGUGGUGAUAGCUUUGGAGCUCUCCAAGCCUUGAAAGACUGUCUGUCCUUGCUUGGAUACCCCAUCCCUUCUACGACAUGGGAAGCAUGUGAUGCGCAAUUCCAGCAGAUUUACAGUGCGCUUCAAAAGAUUGACAAGGACGAGCUGCUUAGUCGCCACUCGCCGAAAAAUGAUCGCGUCUUGAUGACCGUCGGCCCUGUGUUCGUUGAACUCCUUAGCGCGGCAUUCUGGUCGAACAGCUUGCUUUUCUAUCAAGUAACGCUAAUGCUGAUCAAAGUGCACCUUGAAAAAGGCACCAUGUCACAGAUUGCGCUUUCAUACGUGCACCUUGGCAGCAUUGCAGGUGGGCGGUUCAACAUGAUGAGUUUCGCCGUGGAUAUGGGUGCCAUGGCGAAACGUAUCUUCCAGAUGUUUCCGGAAGAUUACUAUACCUUGGGCAGAGGCCAGACCCUGCAGCCUGUAUUCCUGGGCCACUUGGAAGGGCCCAUAAAUGAUCUGAUUCCCUCCCUAGAAGAUGCUUUGCAAGCCACUCUGACUGCGGGGGACCGCAUUCUGGCACUCUUAAACGUCGGUAUCCAGGCCCAUUUCAAAAUGCUGGCCUCUCACGACGUUACUGAGUUGGAGGCUUGGAUUGAGGAAACUCCUUUGGAUAUGAAACACUGGCGAAAAGAUUUAAGAGGAGGCGUGUUCCUGAUGGCCAGCCGCCAAUACGCGAGGGCCCUCCAAGGCAAGACGGGGAUAUCCGACGCAUCAUCGAUUUUGUCCGACCACGAACAUAACGAAGCAGAGUAUAUCGAAUUCCUUGAAAAGACUGCGAGCAACCCGAAACGCCCAAAGUCGAUAUACCUGGCUACCAAACUCCCGCUACUGGUACUGUUCGGGUUCAACUCGGAUGCCGUCGCGCUUGGUGAGCUACUUAUGCCCAUGGUAACUAGCCUUUGGUGCGAACGUUCCAACUACUCGGUCCGAUACUACUUGUCAUUGGCAUACAUGGCCAUUCUCCGAGAGGACCCUCAGAACACGCGAAGAGAGGAAAUGCUUCGACAUGUUCGCGACACGCUGAAACAGCUCGAGGCUUGUUGCACAAUCACUGACGUCAACUAUCGAAGUUGGGUGAACAUGCUCACUGCCGUACUAGCCGAUAUCAACUCUGACCAUCCAACUGCGCUGCAAUACUACGAAGCCGUGCUAGAACACAGCGAGUGCCACAACUUUACUCUAGACGAAGCAUUGGGUCUGGAGCUCUACGCCGAUUGGCUUGUGCGAAAAAAGGCCUAUAGAGCAGCUCGGCACACGGUCAAGGACUGCAUUGCCACAUAUAGGCGCAUGUCAGCGUUUGGCAAGGCAAAUCACUUUGCAAGCAAACACGAGUCCCUCCUCCGGCAUGCUACCUCACUCACUGCACAAGAUGCUGCUGUCCAGACGUCGAUCAUAGACACAACCAACACUCCAUUUAGGCUCGAGCAGAACGACCUGGGGCCGGAAACUGCGGUUGAUCGAACGCAGAACUGGAUCAUUCCCGAAGGCGCUCGUCGUCAGGAGUCAGCCCAGGGUCUGCAGAAUGGGCUGUCGGCCGUAGGUCUUGACAUGUUGGAUCUUUCGUCUAUCCUUGAGUCGAGCCAGGUUCUCUCUAGCGAACUAGUGGUGGACAAACUCAUGGCCAAGAUGAGCUCUAUCCUGCUGGAAUCCACCGGAGGAACACUUUGCGGCAUUGUCAUUGAAGACUCGCAGAUUGAGUGGUCCAUUGCAUGCGUGGCCACCAACGAGCCCAACAACGACAGCGGAUUCAAAUCCGGUGUCACAUCGUUUCCUGCGAGUCAGCCUCUGGACACUGUUGACGAUUUUGUCGCCCGCCAAGUGACGCUCUACACCUUACGCUUCCGUGAAACAGUCUUUGUUCAGAAUCUGCUAGAAGACGACCGCUUCUCCAACGUGUCGGACUCUUACCUCCAACGCAACCCUGAAGGCAAGGCGGUCAUUUGCAUCCCGAUUGUUCACAGCGAUCACCUGCUGGGAUCGAUUUACGUCGAAGGACCGCCCAACUCGUUCACGGAGCGAAACACGCAGGUUCUUCGGUUGCUGGUCAAUCAGAUAUCCAUUUCGCUGGCCAAUGCACUGCUAUUCAAGGAAAUAGAGAGGGUUUCGGCGAGCAACGAGGCAAUGCUCGAGAUGCAAAAACGUGCCUUGGCGCAGGCGCGAGCGGCGGAGAUCAAAGCAAAGGAAGCCGAGGCGAAUGCUAUCCGCAACAUGCGAUUGAAGGAGGAGGCAGCCAAAGCCAAGAGCCUCUUUCUGGCCAAUGUUUCGCACGAGCUACGAACGCCGUUGAACGGAGUGAUUGGAAUGUCGGAGCUAUUGAAAGCAUCGCCCCUGAAUCCGGAGCAGUCGGAAUACGCUGACUCGAUUCGCGUCUGUGCAGACACACUGCUUUCCAUCAUCAAUGAUCUGCUAGACUACUCCAAGCUGGAGGCUGGAAAGAUGAACGUUAUGGAGAUGCCCAUAUCGCUCAACGAGACCAUUGCCGAGGUUGUUCGGGCUCUUGCGUACACGAAUGCGGAGCGUGGGCUCAAAACAAUUGAGCAGCUGGACCUAGACCCGGAGAUGCUAGUCAUGGGCGACCCUGUGCGGCUGCACCAGAUCCUGAUGAACCUACUGUCGAAUAGCUACAAGUUUACGCCAAGAGGGUCGGUGACUGUUCGCGCAGUGGUGGACCAGGAGACGGACGAGUGGGCAGACGUAACAUGCAGUGUGAUUGAUACUGGAAUCGGGAUUCCAGACGAACAAAAGCAAAAACUGUUCCUUCCCUUUUCACAAAUAGAGUCGAGCUCUGCGCGGAGCUACGGUGGCACGGGCCUUGGGCUCAGCAUCUGUAAAGCUCUGAUAGAAAAUGUCAUGCAUGGGACGGUUCGCCUCGAGAGCCAGCCGGGCAAGGGCACGACGGUGACUUUCUCGCUACGGUUCAAAAAGGUGCCCAAGACGCAGGCGGGCAAUCAGCAGCAGAGGAGCAGAGAGCCGGACCCCAUGGCGCGGUUCUCUAGUCAGGAGAACAAUGGUCAUGAGCACGCAUCGGGGGCUUGCAUUGAUCUGUCGACCAUCCUGCGGCGGGACCUGCGAGUGUGCAUUGCCGAAGACAACCUGAUCAACCAGCGCAUCGCCAUCAGCUUUGUGCAGAAGCUGGGGUUCAAGUGCGAUGCCUAUCUCGACGGGUUCAAGACGAUUGAUGCUCUGGAGCGUGCAUCGGAGAACGGGCGGCCGUUCCAUCUUGUGCUGAUGGAUGUGCAAAUGCCACAUUGUGACGGUUACGAAGCGACGAGGCUUAUCCGGAAGCACCCCAAUCCGGAGAUAAGAAAUGUGCUCAUUAUCGCCAUGACGGCGUCGGCGAUUCAGGGCGACCGUGAAAAGUGCAUUGAAAGCGGCAUGAACAACUACCUGGCCAAACCGGUGCGGGCGCAGACACUCAAGGCGCUGCUCGAGUCGUAUCUCAACAAGAGCAAUGAGGCUCAAGAGAUCCCGAACCUGGCCAUCGAGGCAAAGAAGAUGGUCAAGGAGGCGCUGAGCGAGGCUGAGACGCUUCCCAAGGUCACGGGGGGCAGUGAGGAGGGGAGGAGGAAUAAGGAUGCGGGGGCAGAAAAUGGCGCGGCUGAGGCAAAGAAGACGGGCCGGCCGCCGAGCAUGCGCAUGUCGACGACUCAGCACAUUUUGCCGAAUGGGAAGACGGAGGCUGUGCCGCCUUGGAGCUAGAAGAGACUGUUUGCAUCUGGGGGGGGGAUGGUAGGUGGGAGUAGGGUGGUGGAUGGUGUUGUCUUGUUGACAGGUAGUUUUCUAGGCUGGUGGUGGUACGGUGGGUGCAUUGCCAGGCGUUUUGUGCACAGACAAGGGCGUUUUGAGUACAGGAUGCAUUUCUACUUGGCC
This is a messenger RNA of Exserohilum turcica Et28A, 7466 nucleotides long. RefSeq lists its product as uncharacterized. The transcript is spliced from 8 exons. Gene Ontology annotation, molecular function: protein binding; phosphorelay sensor kinase activity; ATP binding. The coding region runs from base 165 to 7295 and encodes 2376 amino acids. NCBI's taxonomy places the organism in Eukaryota, Fungi, Ascomycota, Dothideomycetes, Pleosporales, Pleosporaceae. Gene Ontology annotation, biological process: phosphorelay signal transduction system; protein phosphorylation. The record is from RefSeq and is a predicted model, not a curated record.